Ambispora leptoticha is the source of this 1029-nucleotide messenger RNA. NCBI's taxonomy places the organism in Eukaryota, Fungi, Glomeromycota, Glomeromycetes, Archaeosporales, Ambisporaceae. The record is from the annotation of a GenBank genome assembly.
AUGUCAAGUAUUCAAAAUAACAAACCUAUUAUUCUCUGGUGUCAUCCACGUACUGUUUCGUCAGCAUUCGAACGUGCAUUCCUUCAACGUUCUGAUGAAUUCAUUUGUUUUCAUGAACCAUUCGUUAAUGCUUAUUAUUACGGUCUUGGAAAAAAUGUCGUAAAAUCUGGUGUUGACUUGAAUACUCGUAAAGAAGCAUAUUCAACACUUAUACACGAUAUUAUUAAAAAGAAUCGCAAUGAGUCCAAGAGAGUAUUUGUCAAGGAUAUGGCGAUGUACACCAAAGGUCAUUAUGGGCCUGAUGGUGAUGGAAUUUUUUCAAAAGAGACAAUCUUAAACAUGAUACAUACAUUUCUUAUUCGAAAGCCAGAGAAAUCUGUAAAAUCAUAUUAUCGAGUUAUAGUCUCUUUAAGAGAAGAUAAUAUUGAUAAUAUAGAUUCGCCUUGGCAUGGAAUCGAGUUCGAUCCAGCUUAUCUUGGAAUAAAGGAACUUCGAGAGCUCUUUGAUUAUGUUAAGGAUGAACUUGGACAACCACCUAUUUUACUUGAUGCUGACGAUCUCUUGCAAGAUCCUCAUGGAACCAUGUCUAAAUACUGCGAACUGCUAGGAAUAUCAUUCAAAGACUCGAUGUUGACUUGGAAUAAAGGCAAAAUUCCGGCGUGGGAAAGCACGAAUGGGUGGCAUGUCGCCGCUGAACAAAGCACCGGAUUUAAUGAAUUCUUUGACAAAAACAAUACCAAAGAAAUCGAAUAUCCUUCGAUUGUUCAUGAAAGCAUACAACAAAAUCAAGCGGAUUAUGAAUAUUUAUACCAUUAUGAACCAACUCAAGCCGACGUAUCCGUGUUCAAAGCACUCAACGGCAAAGUACCUGACGCUCAUAAAUAUCCACACGCAGCACGCUGGUACCAACACAUCAACUCCUAUUCGCACGAAUUCGACUCUCUACCCGGUGACUCGAGCAAAGACGCUUCACACUACGGUCCGGAAGUUGUUCAAGCGCUUGCUGAAACGAAUCAAGGAAUUGAUCAA